AAUGGAUGGCUAACACGAUUCAUCAAUUGACGCCGGCUAGACGUCUACGAAAGCCAUUGUACACUACUUUUGCACAAUGGGUAAUAGAUUCGUGGGAUGAGGUUGACCUUUGCUUAAUCUAUAAUCUGGCAGACGAAAACAAUGAGAAUUCCGAAGUAGUGGGUCUUGAUAUUAAUAGUGAAGAAUAUGAAGAAGUUGAUGACAUUAAUAAU
This is a messenger RNA of Racocetra persica, 212 nucleotides long. NCBI's taxonomy places the organism in Eukaryota, Fungi, Glomeromycota, Glomeromycetes, Diversisporales, Gigasporaceae. The record is from the annotation of a GenBank genome assembly.